This is a messenger RNA of Sciurus carolinensis (gray squirrel), 2569 nucleotides long. RefSeq names its product insulin like growth factor binding protein acid labile subunit (gene Igfals). The record is from RefSeq and is a predicted model, not a curated record. Gene Ontology annotation, cellular component: plasma membrane. The transcript is spliced from 2 exons. Gene Ontology annotation, molecular function: protein binding. Lineage: Eukaryota; Metazoa; Chordata; Mammalia; Rodentia; Sciuridae. Bases 434 to 2374 code for a protein of 646 amino acids.
GACAGACCCUGGGCCCUGGAUCACGAAAGGCGGAUACCACUCAGGCUGUUGGGAAACCCCAGGGCGGGCAGCAUGCCGGGCACCGGGAAAUGAGGUUGCACCGGCUUACCCAACAGUCAUGCAGUCAGAGGACCCUGGGGUCCCUGGUGCCCCAGGAGCUACCCAAGGGCCCCUGCUUGUAUCAGGAGCUAGUGAGGCCCUGGGUCCCCCAGGCCCGUCUUGAGCACAGCCCUUCACAGGCUGCUGGUCUGGUGUCCCUGUCCCCACCUCUGGCUGCAUCCUACCUACAGGGGGCACAUGACAGGCCUGAUGGCCCCCAGAGCAGCACCACAGCCCACCUCAGAUCCCGAAGGAGGCCUCAGGGUGGACGAGGCCCCUAGCUGUUUCCCUGCACUGUGCACCCAGGGAUCUGGACUCCUGCCGGCCACCCGGCAUGAGGGGGUUAAAGGGGCUGUCCCUUCAGUGGGGAAACACAGGGCAAGGGCGCCGGCCCAGCAGACGGCCCCCACUCACCGCCUGCUGCAGCCUGCUCUGCACGCGGGAUGGCCUGCAGGAAAGAUCCCCUCUCCCUGCAGGAGGCCUAGCCCUGGUGGCACUGCUGGUCUCCUGGGCAGCACUGGGCCCCUGCGGCCUGGAUGGAGCUGAGCCUAGAGUGCUGGUGGACACCGAGGGCCCCCCAUGCCCAGCCGUCUGCAGCUGUAGCUAUGAGGACGACACGGAAGAGCUCAGCGUUUUCUGCAGCUCCAGGAACCUCACGCGUCUGCCCGGUGGCAUCCCAGACGGCGCCAGGGCCCUGUGGCUAGACGGCAACAACCUCUCCUCUGUCCCCCCGGCAGCCUUCCGGAACCUCUCCAACCUGGACUUCCUCAACCUGCAGGGCAGCCAGCUGGCUGGCCUGGAGCCGCAGGCGCUCCUGGGCCUGCGGAACCUGUACCACCUGCACCUGGAGCGGAACCAGCUCCGGAGCCUGGCUGCGGGCUCCUUCGCGCACACACCCAGCCUGGCCUCGCUCAGCCUCAGCAACAACCUGCUCGGCAGGCUGGAGGAGGGCCUCUUCCGGGGCCUCCCGCACCUCUGGGACCUCAACCUGGGCUGGAAUAGCCUGGUGGUGCUGCCGGACACCGUGUUCCAGGGCCUGGGCAGCCUCCGUGAGCUGGUGCUGGCCGGCAACAAGCUGGCCUACCUGCAGCCGGCACUCUUCUGCGGUCUGGGUGAGCUGCGGGAACUGGACCUGAGCAGGAACGCGCUGCGGAGCGUCAAGGCCCACGUCUUCGGGCAGCUGCCCCGGCUUCAGAAGCUCUACCUGGACCGCAACCUCAUCACGGCCGUGGCCCCUGGCGCCUUCCUGGGCAUGAAGGCACUGCGCUGGCUGGACCUGUCGCACAACCGCGUGGCCAGCCUCCUGGAGGACACCUUCCCUGGCCUGCUGGGCCUGCACGUCCUGCGCCUGGCACACAACGCCCUUGGCAGCCUGCGGCCGCGCACCUUCAAGGACCUGCACUUCCUGGAGGAGCUGCAGCUCGGGCACAACCGCAUCCGGCAGCUGGCAGAGAAGACGUUCGAGGGCCUGGGGCAGCUGGAGGUGCUCACGCUCAACGACAACCAGAUCCAGGAGGUCAAGGUGGGCAGCUUCCUCGGCCUCUUCAACGUGGCAGUCAUGAAUCUCUCUGGCAACUGCCUGCGGAACCUCCCGGAACAGGUGUUCCGAGGCCUGGGCACGCUGCACAGCCUUCACCUGGAGGGCAGCUGCCUGGGCCGGCUGCGCCCCCAAACCUUUGCAGGCCUCUCAGGGCUGCGCAGACUCUUCCUCAAGGACAGUGGCAUCUCCAGCAUCGAGGAGCAGAGCCUGGGGGCGCUGCACUCCCUCCAGGAGCUGGACCUCACCUCCAACCAGCUCACGCGCCUGCCCCGUGGGCUCUUCCAGGGCCUCAGCCAGCUGGAGUACCUGCUGCUCUCCCGCAAUCAUCUGUCAGCCUUGCCGGCAGACAUCCUACGGCCCCUGCAGCGGGCCUUCUGGCUGGACCUCUCGCACAACCGCCUGGAGGUGCUGCCCCAGGACCUUUUCUCACCGCUGGGCCGGCUGCGCUACCUCAGCCUCAGGAACAACUCCCUGCAGACCUUCCUGCCGCAGCCCCCUGGCCUGGAGCGCCUGUGGCUGGAGGGCAACCCCUGGGACUGCCGCUGCUCCCUCAGGGCGCUGCGGGACUUCGCCCUGCAGAACCCCAGCGUCGUGCCUCGCUCGGUCCCCGCCAUCUGUGAGGGCGACGACUGCCGGCCCGGGUACACCCACAACAACAUCACCUGCGCCAGCCCGGCCGCCCUGGCGGGCCUCGACCUGCGGGACGUUGGCGAGGACCACUUUGCGCACUGCUGACCAGGGCUCCUGGCUUAGCGCCCCUGCCCAGCUUGCCCUACCCAUACGCUGCCCUCAGCUCCUGCGCUGCUCAGGUUGCUCGGGUGGGCACAGGCAUGUAUGUCCCCAGGGCCUGGUCAGGAGGGUGGGGCACAGCAGUGUUCCAGCUGCCAACAAUUAAAGUGAACCAGCAGACACAGCGUGUGACCCUCAGGG